GCCGCUAUGUUACCGGGUGGCAUACUGAUGGUUACUGGCGGGUACUCUAUUUCCUCUUCUCGUGCACAACGGAGAGACUCGUUGAAUGUUAAUACCCAGACUUAUUUUCUCAAUACCACGUCAAACGCUUGGAUUGCCGACUACACCCCUCUAGCGAAGCCAACUACCCCUGCCUCUGAAGAAAAAGGACUUUUAUCGACCACCGGACAAAAGGCGGGAUUGGGUGUCGGUAUAGGAGUUGGUCUUGCUGUUGUGUGCGGGUUGGUUGCUUUUUGCAUAUGGCACAGAAGACGGGCACAACGACGACGGGAUCUCCGCGAGAAGCAGCUCCAAGACCUAUCCUACAUGGCUCACCGGUACAACCCUGAAGAAUACGCGACAGCCUUUGAUGACCGCAACGGUCGGCUCGACACAUCCGACUAUCUUGUUGAUCAGAAUGGCCCCUACGUCUUUCCCCCUGGCACUCAGGGUGGUCAAGGUUGGAAGGCAACGAAUGGCGGAGACGCCGAACGAACCGGACUACUUGUCGAAAUUCCAAGCCCAACGCGGGGACUGCGACGCAGUUUAAGUGGCAGACCUGGAUACGCCGUGGCCAGAUCCCAGGUACCGAGUGGUAUACAUCCGAUUGAUGAACUGGAGGAGGAGCCUGAAGAUGAGCAAGCUCACAUGAGUUCUCCCUCGUCGUCGAGGCACCCUGAGAUGACUGAAUUACGAUCAAAAUUGAUGGCUACAAUGCUCAACACCGAGGCUUCUGAUGCAUCCGCAGAUGCACAAAGGCUUGAUAAUGGGCAGAGAAAUACCCUGCAUGCUACGCAUGAAAGUCCUGGGCACAGCAGAACCCACUCACUUGGCCGACUCCAGCUAAACUCUGCUGGAAGGCUCUCGCCGGAGAAAUUUGGUUCAGAACGUACCAGCUCAAAUUUGAGCGAGAGAAGUGACAUUUCCUGGGCCUCUUCCCAUGACGGUGUUGGUGGUGCAUCAAUGCGUCCUGGAAAUAUACUAAACAACAUCCCCGGCUCUUCCAGAUCACCAGAUGCCAGCCUGUCCAGUAACAAGACCAGUAGGAAUGGCGAUGUUGGCCGACAUUCUCCUGAUGAACCUCGAACCAACUCUCUCAACAGUGUGGAAAGCAAUGGCCAACCAGACCUUGAAUCUUUCCAGACUGCUCGGUCAUCAUUUGCGCACCUGCAGGCCGAGGGUGAGGCACUGCUUGGUGGCAACCCGGAUAGGCCUAGGCCAGGUACUGGCUCUUCCAGGUCAGACGCCUAUCGCGAUACAGAGGGAAGCAAUAGCCGAGCGGCUACAGCCACACCAGCAACAUCCUGCGCCUUGGAAAUCUCGACUGCGCCACAACCUACGCCGAAAGUGCGAAGGAUUAGUUGGUUGGGCAGCGUUCGGAGGGUUUUGACAAGAUCUGUAUCAAGCGCUGAACGCACAAGAUCAAUGCACACUCCAAUCAUCUAUCAUGAACCUUACAGAGACGACCCGACCUCGCCUGUUGAGCCACGUCCAAUCGAUACCAGGAAGUCAUUCCCCGCUGCCACCGCACCACCCCAACGCGCAGCUUCGGACGCAAGCUUCUGGCGCAACCGGAGAGGAAAGAAAGAUUGGCUAGACGACGAAGAAGAUUCCGCCUGGCGACGUGCACCAGGCGAUGACUGGGGUACACCCGAAGACAUUGCUCUGGCUGAGCGUGAACGCCAACGUCAGGAAUGGAGAGAACGAGGCAACUUGCUAGUCAACAUCAGCAACGAUGACCAUCUGCCUACACCACGCUCACUCAUUACACCGGACCAUUUGGGUGUUCCCACUUCGGACGACCGACCUUGCACACCCGCGAGCGAAGCAGAUUGGGAUGUUGAAGCAGCCGUUGAGCGACGCGUAGUCCAAGUCAUGUUCACCGUGCCCAAAUCCAAGCUACGUGUUGUCAAUGCGGAUGUCGAAGGUAGUAGCAUCAUGUCCAUGUCUCGAGACGGUGACGACCAUGCAGCAGAAUCAUCAAGCAGCAAUGGCACUACCAACCGUGUCAAGGAUCUCGCUGGCCGGUUCGAGCAGAUGAACAGCAGCACCAGCAGUCUUAGAUUUUCGCCCCGACCGUCCCCAUCCAACUCUAUCAAGUCGAUGAAGGUCCGGUCAAAGCGCAGCGGUGCGUCGUUGGCGCGGCAGCAAAGCGUCCGAAGUGCGGCAAAAGAGAGGGGACUCAAGCCUUUGAACAGAGAGGAAGGAGACGGAGAUUAAGUUUUCCCCUUUUUCUUUCUUCUGAGUCCCCGCCUCUUUUUCUUGUACUACACUACCUCUUUUUCCUUUUUCUCCCUAUUAGAUCUAGGUGUAUUUCCGCCGAUACAACACGGAACGGAACGAAUGAAACAUUGGGAAAUCGAGAAACAUGACUUCCGUUUUUAUCAACAGUACAG
Molecule: messenger RNA, 2414 nt
Organism: Exserohilum turcica Et28A
Lineage: Eukaryota; Fungi; Ascomycota; Dothideomycetes; Pleosporales; Pleosporaceae
Exons: 1
Coding region: 7-2238 (743 amino acids)
Source: RefSeq, a predicted model, not a curated record